This is a messenger RNA of Chrysochloris asiatica (Cape golden mole), 930 nucleotides long. Its product is annotated as olfactory receptor 18-like. Gene Ontology annotation, molecular function: olfactory receptor activity; G protein-coupled receptor activity. The record is from RefSeq and is a predicted model, not a curated record. Lineage: Eukaryota; Metazoa; Chordata; Mammalia; Afrosoricida; Chrysochloridae. Gene Ontology annotation, biological process: G protein-coupled receptor signaling pathway. The coding region runs from base 1 to 930 and encodes 309 amino acids. The transcript has a single exon. Gene Ontology annotation, cellular component: membrane.
AUGGAACCACAGAAUCUAACAGGCAUCUCAGAAUUCCUCCUCCUUGGUUUUUCUGAGGAUCUAAAACUGCAGUCCCUUCUAUUUGGGUUGUUCCUGUCCAUGUACCUGAUCACUGUGACUGGGAACCUGUUCAUCAUCCUGGCUGUCAGCUCUGACCACCACCUCCACACACCCAUGUACUUCUUCCUCUCCAACCUGUCCUUGGCUGACACCGGUUUCAUCUCCACCACAGUCCCAAAGAUGCUGGUGAACAUCCAGACACAUAAGAAAUCCAUCACUUAUGUAGGCUGCCUGACACAAGUGUCCCUUUUUUAUCUUUUCAGAUUUCUGGACAGUUUGUUCUUCACUGUGAUGGCUUUUGACAGGUUUGUGGCCAUUUGUCACCCCCUACACUACACGGUCAUCAUGAGUCCCCGCCUCUGUGGCUUGCUCAUUUUGGCAUGCUUUCUCAUCAGUCUUUUGAACUCCCAGUUGCACUGUUUUAUGAUAUCUCAACUUACCUUUUGCAAAGGCAUAGAAAUUGCUAAUUUUUUCUGUGAUCUGCUGCAACUCUUUAGCUUUGCCUGUUCUGACACCUCUACCAGUACCGUAUUAGUAUACUGUAUUGGUGCUGUCCUUGGUGGUGUUCCAGUCUCCGGGAUCCUUUACUCUUAUACUCGAAUCAUUUCCUCCAUUCUGAGAGUCUCAUCUUCAAAUGGGAGGUAUAAAGCCUUUACUACCUGUGGUUCUCACCUGUCAGUUGUUUGCUUAUUUUAUGGAACAGGUAUUGGAGUGUAUCUCAGUUUAGUUGUCUCAUCUUCUGCCAGAAAGGGUACAGUAGCCUCAGUAAUGUACACUGUAGUGAGCCCCAUGCUGAACCCCUUCAUCUACAGUCUGAGAAACAGGGACAUUAAGAGAGCUCUGCAGAGGCUCCUCAGCAGAGCAAUCUAA